Messenger RNA from Styela clava, 1179 nucleotides. NCBI's taxonomy places the organism in Eukaryota, Metazoa, Chordata, Ascidiacea, Stolidobranchia, Styelidae. The record is from RefSeq and is a predicted model, not a curated record.
GGCAAGAGAUUGUGGAUGCACCCAAUACUUUGCAGACGAAAGGAACAUGGAGAAUACUACAGAUUGGUUAGGGAGAUGAGAAUGGAAAGAGAAGCCUAUUUUAAACAGUACUUCCACAUGACACCAUCUACAUUUGACCGUCUUUUGAAUAUGAUAGAGAGCAAGAUUGUGAAACAAACUACAAAUAUGCGUGAACCAAUUCCGCCUGAGGAACGACUUGCAGUCACUUUGAGAUAUUUGGUGACGGGGGAUUCAUAUCAGAUCAUCGGGUUCUCUUACAGGAUUCAUAAAACGACCAUAUCGCGAAUUAUUCCAGAAACCUGCGCUGCAAUAUGGGAUUCCCUGCAGCCUGUGUUCAUGGCAGUCCCAAGUGAAAAUCAGUGGAAGAUUAUUGCAAACGAUUUUAAACAAUUAUGGCAAUUUCCAAACUGUGUUGGAAGUAUUGAUGGGAAACAUGUUGUCAUACAAGCUCCUGCAAACAGUGGUUCAUCAUUUUUCAACUAUAAAAAAACUUUCAGUCUGGUACUGCUUGCAGUUUCAGACGCAAAGUACAGAUUUAUUUACGUGGAUGUUGGAGCGUAUAGACGGCAGAGUGAUGGGAAUGUUUUUGCUUCAUCAUCUUUUGGAAAAAAACUCCUGGAUGGUUCAUUAGACCUGCCAAAAAGCACCAUAUUGGAAGGGAUGAUAGAGCCACUACCACACGUUUUUCUUGGUGACGAGGCUUUUCCCUUAAAAACCAAUUUGAUGCGUCCUUUUCCAGGUACCGGAUUAUCAAGAAGGUCCCGUAUUUUCAACUAUCGCCUCUCGAGAGCUCGCAGGGUUGUGGAGAAUGCCUUUGGCAUUAUGGUAUCUCGAUUCAGAAUUUUCCGCAGGCCUAUAUGCGUAUCACCAGCCAGAACAGACCAUAUCAUUAAAGCAUGCACAGUCCUUCACAACUUUCUUAGAUAUGAUUCUAAUUAUUUUGAGGCGGAUUUCGUAGAUCACGAGGUCAGUGAAGGUGCAGUGCAGUGGAAGGCCGAAGAAAAUUCAGCAAUGUUAAAUAUCAGGAAGAUUGGAAGGCCGAGUGCGAAGGAGGCAGGAAAAGUUAGAGAACAAUUCAGCGAAUAUUUUGUUAGUGAGAAAGGGGCACUGCCAUGGCAGGAUAAAUAUGUGUUCUCGAGUGGUCGAAAUAUGAUCUAA